Molecule: messenger RNA, 723 nt
Organism: Aspergillus oryzae RIB40
Lineage: Eukaryota; Fungi; Ascomycota; Eurotiomycetes; Eurotiales; Aspergillaceae
Exons: 1
Coding region: 1-723 (240 amino acids)
Source: RefSeq, a predicted model, not a curated record
AUGAAGUCCAUCUCCGCUCUGGCAGCCAUCAUCCCUCUCCUCCCCGUGACCGAAGCCCUCGUCGGUCUCGACUGGAGCGCCACCAACAUCCCCUCAACAGGCCUGAAGGAUAUCACAUUCCCCAUCUCGAUCGCCAACGCCCCGCGCGAAGAAGGCUUCUACUUCGCCCAGCAAUUCAGCUUCAACGGCGUCACCGACAUCGGCUACACAGGCCUUCAACCUCGUCCCGACGCCAACGGCGCAAGCAUCAUCCACGCCGUCUUCUCCAGCUUCAUCCCCGGUAGCACCAGCACCGACGAGAACUGCAGUGAUGGCGCCGACGGCGGUGCUGGCGUCAGCUGUGCCGUCGAGAUACCGGCAUCCUAUGCGCCCAUGUAUCACCUCGUUAUAAAGAACACCGAAGGAACAACCUGGACCGGAACCCUAGUGGAUGCCGUCAAUAACAAUGAGACUCAUAUCGGAGAGUAUACGCUUCCCUCUGGAACGGGUGGUAUCAAGGAGUCCCAGGUUGGGUUCGUCGAGUAUUAUCCUUGGAAUGCUGUUGCUAGCCAUACCUGUGGCUCGUUGCCGUAUACUAAUGCUACUUUCUUGAACCCUAUCUCCUCUGAGUCUGGUGUUACCGCUACUGUGGGGAAGCCGUAUGAGUAUGGUGAUUGUGAGGGUCAGGUUCGGUUUGAUGUGCAGGAGGUUGAGGAUGGAUUUGAGGUUUCGGUUGGGUUUUAA